GUAAUUUCACACCGAAGAAUACAGAGUUUCUGGCGUUCAGAUUCCAGUGCUCAAAAGCCCCAAAUCCCAAAUUGACGGAGCAAGAAAUUGGUGGCCGGUUCAUUUUGAGUUGAGAAAGCAUUGGUAUUGGGUGAGUCCCUUGCCUUGUUGUCCUUUGCUCCAAUUAUGUUUGGUCUUUAUUGUAGAACAAGAUUGCAAUUAGUAUUUCCAAGUUAUCUCUGCUUUCGAAAGACGCCUCCUUUUAUCACAUCAUUUUCAUCAAAAUCAUUAUCAGGUGAUGAAAAAGGUCGCUCUUUUACAGUUUCAUACUUUGUGAACUCAUUUGGGUUCUCCCCAGAACUUGCUCUUUUUUUGUCCAAGAAACAUAAGAUACAGUUUGAAUCCCGAGAAAAACCAGACUCAGUUAUUAAGCUUCUGAAACACUAUGGACUCACUGGUACCCAUGUCUCUGAAAUCGCUAGGAAACGCCCACACCUGUUUUUAUUCAAUGCUGAGAAGACCCUUUUGCCCAAACUCGAGUUUUUUUGUUCUAUUGGCAUUUCAGGCACUGUCCUUGCUAGGCUCCUUUGUAACAACCCAAGAAUCUUGGCAUUAAGCUUAGAGAGAAGUCUCAGACCUUGUUAUGAUCUCACCAAAACUCUACGUAUCCCCGACGAAAAGCUCCGUUAUUUUUUUGGUGACUUCAGGCGGAAUAGUUUGGAAAGACUCUGCAUUGUUGCUCGAAAUAUUCCGGUGCUGACAGCACAUGAUGUGCCACAAUCCUCAUUUCCUCUGUGGGUGCCCUUUUAUUUUAGGGCACUAUCCUUUGACUCUGAGAAGGUUAAGACAAAUCUUCACAAGGUCAUUAGCAUGGGAUUCGACCCUUCAUCUGCCACAUUCAUGAAAGCACUGUAUGUGAUAUCAGUGACGGAUACAUCGAAAUGGGAACAGAAGAUGGAAUUUUAUAGCAAGUGGGGUUGGACUGAAGAUGAUGUGUUGUUGGCAUUUAGAAGGAGUCCCUUGUUUAUGUCCUUCAGUGAGAAGAUUAUUUCCAGUAAAAUGGAUUUUUAUGUGAAUACAUUGGGUUGCCAGCCCUCAGAUGUGGCUGGAUGUCCAGAUGUUCUAACUUAUAGUUUGGAGAAGCGAAUCAUACCUAGGUGUUCAGUUAUCAGACUUCUCCAGUUAGAGGGCUUAAUCGCAAAGGAAGAUGCAUCUAUAAUUACCAUUCUGCAGAAAAGUGAGAAGUGGUUCUUGGAAAGGUUUGUGAUCAAAUAUCAAGAGCAAGUACCAGAAUUGCUGACAUCUUACAAGGAAAAAAUCAGUCUUGCAAAGUUUGGCUUAGGAUUUGAUGAAAGAGGUGGAGUGAAACAAGUCUAGGACAAAGCUUGUUAUUCUGCAUUCUAAUUGAUGAUUCUGAGGAUGAAGUUCUACUACAAAGAGAGAGUUUUAAAUGGCAAUGCAGAAAAUGAUGUUCUUUUCUGUGUAUGACUUGACCAAGUAUGCUAUCCUCAAACCGCUUAGUUCUGAGAGAUGAAUUCUUAUGAUAGAUAGAGAGGUGUUCAACUCAGAUAGGAUUGCUCCUGAACUGCUUCUUGACAGGCAUCUUCAUAUUACAUGUUUAACACACUCUCUACGUUUUUGAACACUACUACGUGAACACUUCGAAUCCAAAGCCAUGUAGCUUAGAUUUCUUUUCCUUUGAAGAAACUGUAUGUCAAUCAUUUGUAUUUGCUGCACUCCUGUAAUAGGAUCAGUAACUCGGUACAUUACUGGUUCACUGGUUCACUCUGAUAAAUAUGAAAUUGCAGUAUCAAUGCGGAGAACAUUGUGCUACAUUUACAUCUGCAUUGAGUCUUGACCAACAUGAAAAUGGAUAAGUAAUUCAAGAUUUAGAGAACGUUGUGCUACAUUUACAUCUGGAGUGUUUGGUACGUAGUAUAUGUUGUAGGUUGGGAAGGGUUUGGCCAUGGAUGUAAACAAAUCUCUCAAUCACCCUUCCUUGGGGUUGGUCCAUUCAACAUGGUUUACUCAAGUGUAAAGCAGUAUUGGGAUUCUCUCCAUGUGUGGACAAGAUCUUCUGCAGUCCAUGAAGAAAGUCGAUGAGGGCUAUCAAUGAGGCCUUGUUUGAAUUCCAGCAGUGGUUGCCUUCUCUCUAUGCACCUGAUUGUGCUCAUGUGAUUGGUGUUAGCUUGGUCGCCAGGUACUCCUGAGUUGAAUCUGUGGGAGAAGGAACAAUGAUAUGUAGCAGCAGGAAAAGUACCAAAAAUGUAGAAACAAGCCUCAUACUAACUGUAAUGAAGUUUAAGAUCAAAGAAGCGAUAGAUUUGACUGCUGCAAAGCAGGGUAUUAUACACCCAAAU
Messenger RNA from Rosa chinensis, 2339 nucleotides. Its product is annotated as transcription termination factor MTERF2, chloroplastic. NCBI's taxonomy places the organism in Eukaryota, Viridiplantae, Streptophyta, Magnoliopsida, Rosales, Rosaceae. Gene Ontology annotation, molecular function: double-stranded DNA binding. Gene Ontology annotation, biological process: chloroplast organization; regulation of DNA-templated transcription. The transcript has 2 exons. Bases 166 to 1356 code for a protein of 396 amino acids. Gene Ontology annotation, cellular component: chloroplast. The record is from RefSeq and is a predicted model, not a curated record.